Messenger RNA from Sinocyclocheilus rhinocerous, 1951 nucleotides. Its product is annotated as gamma-aminobutyric acid receptor subunit alpha-2-like. Gene Ontology annotation, cellular component: membrane. Bases 246 to 1610 code for a protein of 454 amino acids. The record is from RefSeq and is a predicted model, not a curated record. Gene Ontology annotation, molecular function: extracellular ligand-gated monoatomic ion channel activity; GABA-A receptor activity. Gene Ontology annotation, biological process: gamma-aminobutyric acid signaling pathway; monoatomic ion transmembrane transport; chloride transport. The transcript is spliced from 11 exons. NCBI's taxonomy places the organism in Eukaryota, Metazoa, Chordata, Actinopteri, Cypriniformes, Cyprinidae.
UAGAGAGAGAGAGACGAGGCUGAGGAUCAGAGACCCUCAGUGAUGCUCAUAUGCAUCUGGUUUUAUAGUGAAUUAUUAUGGGAAUUCAUUUAUGCUCGUUUCCGAUCCACGUGCGUGCUCUUGAAUAACACUCGUGAUCCGGUUUCAUCGGCUGGGAAUAAACUUUCACAUUCCGGUUGUUAUUUAUCAGCAUUUAUCCAUAAGGACAAAGCGGAUCUGGUGGAUCACAGGUUUGGGUGGCAGAAAUGAGGGAGAGGUUCGCGUUUCAUCUUCUCAUCUUCGUGUUGACGCUGUUUUGGCACACCAGGUCAGUGUCCGCAGAUGCCACAACAGAUGCCUUCAAAAAUAACAUCACCCUGUUCACACGCAUCCUGGACCGGCUGCUGGACGGCUACGACAACCGGCUGAGACCCGGACUGGGAGAUCGAGUUACCACAGUGAAGACCGACAUUUACGUCACCAGUUUUGGCCCUGUUUCAGACACAGACAUGGAGUACACCAUCGACGUCUUUUUCAGGCAGAGCUGGAAGGAUGAACGGUUGAAGUUUGAGGGACCGAUGAACAUUCUGCGUUUGAACAACCUGAUGGCCAGUAAGAUCUGGACUCCAGACACAUUCUUUCACAAUGGGAAGAAAUCUGUCGCACACAACAUGACCAUGCCCAACAAACUGCUGCGGAUUCAAGAUGACGGCACCCUGCUGUACACCAUGAGGUUGACAGUGCAUGCUGAGUGUCCGAUGCAUCUUGAAGAUUUCCCCAUGGACUUCCGCUCCUGUCCUCUCAAAUUCGGCAGCUAUGCUUACACAACGACAGAAGUGACGUACACCUGGACAAAGAACGCAUCCAACUCUGUGGUGGUAGAAGAGGAGAGCUCUAGAUUAAACCAAUUAAACCAGUAUGACCUACUGGGGCAAACCGUGGGGAACGAAACCAUCAGAUCCAGCACUGGUGAGUACACGGUGAUGACAGCCCACUUCCACCUGAAGAGGAAGAUCGGUUAUUUUGUGAUUCAGACCUACCUGCCGUGCAUCAUGACCGUCAUCCUUUCCCAGGUGUCCUUCUGGCUGAACCGAGAGUCUGUUCCGGCCCGGACUGUUUUUGGUGUGACCACUGUACUGACUAUGACCACUUUGAGUAUCAGCGCCCGUAACUCCCUGCCAAAAGUCGCCUACGCCACAGCCAUGGACUGGUUCAUCGCAGUGUGUUACGCCUUUGUCUUCUCUGCCCUGAUUGAGUUCGCCACCGUCAACUACUUCACCAAGCGGGGCUGGGCUUGGGAUGGCAAGAGUGUGGUCAAUGACAAGAAGAAGGAGAAAGCUUCAGUCAUCAAGAAGAACAACGCCUAUGCCGUCGCCGUGGCGAACUAUGCCCCCAACAUCACCAAGGACACCGUUCUCCCCACCAUCGCAAAGGGAAGCGUAGCUGAACAGGGUAAGGCCAAAGCUGACGGGAAACCAGCCGUGGCGAAGAAAACCUUCAACAGUGUGAGUAAAAUCGACCGCAUAUCCCGUAUCAUGUUCCCAGUUCUCUUCGGGACAUUCAACCUGGUUUACUGGGCAACGUAUUUGAACAGAGAACCCGUGAUCAAAGACAUGGUGCCCUCUUAUUAGACGGUGUCCAGGGUUGUGAUGGGUUCCAUUAAACAGGACUAAAGACUAGGCCAAAACCACCCAGGGACUGAAUAUAAUCACGCUCCGAUGCUCUUUCCCAUCUGCUCCACACAGAUGUGUCGUGGAUUGUUGCAAGAUGCCUUUCUAUCUCUCUCUAUCGCUCUUUUCUACAGCUUUUGCAGCAGUGCUUUUGAAAUGACAUUUGCCUUUGUACAUAUGUACGUAGUAAAAAUGGCGUGUUAUGUUUGGUUUGACGUGUUUCGUUCUGUGAGAAUCUGAUUUUGGACCUCUAUCUGUGAUAUAGACUAGCAAAUUAUAGUGAUUGAUUGAUUGAUUGAUUG